Lycium barbarum (goji berry) is the source of this 942-nucleotide messenger RNA. RefSeq names its product protein OXIDATIVE STRESS 3 LIKE 4-like. NCBI's taxonomy places the organism in Eukaryota, Viridiplantae, Streptophyta, Magnoliopsida, Solanales, Solanaceae. The coding region runs from base 237 to 782 and encodes 181 amino acids. The record is from RefSeq and is a predicted model, not a curated record. The transcript has 2 exons.
AAAUGCUAUCUCUUCUUUUUUUUGUAAUUUGUCUUGUGUCUCUAUAAUCUCAACACUUACUCAAUUUCACCACCACUCUAUCCCAACGACCCACCCCACCCCGCUUCAUCCCUAAAAACGCCAAAAACCAAACCUCAUUCAUGUAUUAUAUAAUCCUAUUUCAUUCAGACAUUAUUACACACACAAAAAAAACGUUAAAGAGAAAAAGAACAUAAGUCUUUUUUUUAUCAUCAACCAUGUCUUCUGUUCCAGAAAAGAAUGCUUUUCUUGCUCAAGAAAAUGGUGUUGUUGUCGAUCAACAUGAUGAUGAAAUGAAAAGUGUAGUUAAGAGUGAUUCUGAUAAUUCUUUAUCUUCUUCCAUUGGUAAGUUAAGUAAUGGAGUAAUUGGAGGAGAUGAAGAAGCCGGCGAGGAAGCAGUAAGCAAGAAUGAACUUGAUGAAGGAGCCCUCAAUUCUUUGACAGCUUUGGAAGCUGCCCUUCCUUUUAAGCGAGGAUUAUCAGGUUUCUAUACUGGAAAAUCAAAGUCAUUCGUGAAUUUGCUUGAGGUGAAAUCUUUGCAAGAGAUGGAGAAGGAGGAAAGCCCAAUGAACAAGAGGAGACGCUUAACGACAACUCAGAAUGCGAUGUAUAAACGAGCAAGCAGCUCAAGUUCAAUGCCAGUCUUAACACGCAUUGACGGUGAAAAUGCACAGAAUGUUGGGGUUGAACAAGAGUUCAAAUCAUCCACCGGCAACACAAGUUUUAGCUCCGUCAACUCUGCCACCAAGCCAUCCAUCAACUGAUGGAUCAGUUUAAGUGCAUCUUUAUAUCUAUCCCAGCCAUGCGUUUAUUGUGUGAAAAAAAUGUAUUUUCCAACGUUUCGUUUAGUUUUUCCCCUUUUGGGUUGUGAUGAUGUUUUUUAGCUCUUAAGGUCAUUUUUUAUCCGGAAAAGGGCCAAAAUAU